AAAACCAUCAGCUCGUAUCAAUCAGAAACGAUCAUCAAAAUCGGCCGGUGAAAUUCACGGACAAAAAUGGUGCUUUAUCUUCUAAUGAUGUUGCUGACGGCGGCGACGACGUCUAUUCUGGUGGAAUCUGGCGACACGAACAACGUUUACUCGCCGUGCGCAGACACCACGGUGCAGUUGUCCGAUGGAUUCACGUUCGCGAUUGCGUUCGCACAAAGGCAAUCGUUCUUCUACAACGGAAACAAUAGCCUGCAGUUGUCUCCGUGCGACAGCAGGCUGCCUCUCGCCUCCUCCAACUCUCAGAUCUCUCUCUUUAGACCCAAAGUUGACGAGAUUUCUCUCCUUACCAUAAACACCUCCUCCUUCUCUCCGGACUCAUUAUAUGGUGCAGGAUAUAUGGUUGCAUUUGCUGGUCGCAAAUAUGCUGCAAGAUCCCUUCCUGCUUUUGUUGCUAACAGUACAUACACUGUAACGAGCUUUACCCUUGUGCUUGAGUUUAACAAGGGCAGGCUGCAAAACCUAUAUUGGAAAAGAGAUGGCUGUGCUAAAUGUGUGGGGGACUCUACCCUUGUAUGUCUCAACAACCAAGACUGUGCAAUCAAAACAUCCAACUGCAAAAACCAUGGUGGAAAUGUAGAUUGUAGCCUUGGGAUACAAUUAGCAUUCUCUGGCACAGAUAAACACCUUUCAGUUCUGAACUCGUGGUAUGAAGUGGAGAACCUUCGACAGUACUCCCUGUAUGGCCUUUAUUCAAAUCUUAAGGAUUCCCUCACUAGCCAGUAUAGCAAUAUCUUCUAAUUGUCCUUCUCAUGGUUGAUUGAUCUCUUGCUACUCGUAUGUUGUAACUCUUCUUCACUUUCUGUCUUGUUGAUUUGACAUACACUUCUGUUUCCCUGUUCGCUCUGUCUGGAUGCUUCUCCAUGCAGUUAACUUGAUAGUGUCAAAAGAUUUGCACUGCGUAAAUUAUGUACAAUAACUCUAACAUUAUGGAUAGCGAAUUGUAGGGUCUCAUCUGGUGCAGUAGAUAUUGAUUCCAUAUGAAGCACUUUUAGUUUGUCUUAUUCUUUAUGUUAAUAAUUAGUUUCUAAUGGU
Messenger RNA from Rubroshorea leprosula, 1092 nucleotides. The record is from the annotation of a GenBank genome assembly. Lineage: Eukaryota; Viridiplantae; Streptophyta; Magnoliopsida; Malvales; Dipterocarpaceae.